AAGUGAGGCCCCAUGGACGGUUCAGACAAGCCCACUUUUUCUGUUAUCAAUCUAUCAUGCCUUGGAUCUAUCCCAUCACCAUACGCCGCCCCGCACCGUAUCAAAAACCUUCGAACAUAUCUCUAAACUUCCUAUCAUGGCCAAUCGUAGACUUGCUUUUAUAGAACAAGAUUUUUCCAGAAGCCAACCAAAGUGGGAGAGAGUUGUCUUCACCCUUAAACACAUAUUUAGGUGUGGUGGUUCUGGCUCUGCGUCAUCACCGUCAAACAGGUCUAACACGCCCACUCAUUGCUCAAAGUCAGACUUCUCUGCUAGCACAUACACACCUCGAGAGAAAAAGGCGGGCAGAGUCAGAAAGAAGGAAGCGAAAUGGGGAUUGUGGAAGAAGCUCAGAACGUGAACGUUUUGGGAUCAGGCACGAGGUUUAUAGUUCUGGGUCAUGGAUUUGGCACGGAUCAGUCGGUUUGGAAACAUCUAGUCCCUCAUCUUGUCGACGAGUUUCGCGUCGUUCUCUACGAUAAUAUGGGCGCGGGUACCACUAAUCCCGAUUACUUUGAUUUUGAACGCUACUCCACGCUCGAAGGCUACGCCUACGAUCUUAUCGCCAUUUUAGAAGAGCUCCAUAUUGAUUCCUGCAUCUUCAUUGGCCACUCUGUUUCCGCCAUGAUAGGUGCUAUUGCUUCCAUCACUCGCCCUGAUCUAUUCUCCAAGCUCAUCAUGAUCUCUGCUUCCCCUAGGUACUUGAACGACGUGGAUUAUUACGGAGGGUUUGAGCAAGAAGAUCUGAACCAGCUGUUCGAUGCAAUUGGGGCGAAUUACAAAGCGUGGUGCGCCGGGUUCGCUCCUCUAGCGGUGGGUGGGGAAUUGGAGUCGGUGGCGGUUCAGGAAUUUAGCAGGACAUUGUUCAACAUGAGACCGGACAUAGCGCUGAGCGUGGCACAGACGAUUUUCCAAAGCGAUAUGCGGCAAAUUCUGGGGCUCAUCACAGUUCCGUGCCAUAUACUUCAGAGCGUGAAGGACUUGGCGGUUCCGGUGGUGGUUUCCGAGUACCUCCACGAACACAUCGCCGCCGACUCCAUCGUGGAGGUCAUGUCGACGGACGGUCAUUUGCCACAGCUAAGCUCGCCGGACAUCGUAAUUCCCUUGGUGCUCAGGCACAUCAGGGAGGAUAUUGUGGCGUGACGUAACGGCGUGCCGCGUGCGGGAACAAACUAUACAUAGUAAGGAUUUAAACAAUAUGUGUAAUGGAAUGAUCACUAAAUCCUAGUGUUUGUAUUCUAGAUUUUAAAAAAGGAACAGUGUGUCUCUAUUUCGCAAAAGGACGGAAGGCGGAAGGCACAGCCAUAGGUGGCUCCUGGCAGUGCCAGGAGGGUGAUUAUUCAACCUUUUUUUUUUCCCUUCUUGUUGUCCUGUUUUAUUUUCUUGGGUAGUUGUUUGUUGGAGUACCUUCUACGGUCCAAAAUGUUUAGAUCAUCCAGAUGAAUUGGACUUUGGGUGUUCUUUAACAGUAAUUGCCCUCUUGGGCCUUGAUUAAGCACAUAAACCCCACAAUUUUUUU
Molecule: messenger RNA, 1558 nt
Organism: Neltuma alba
Lineage: Eukaryota; Viridiplantae; Streptophyta; Magnoliopsida; Fabales; Fabaceae
Product: probable esterase KAI2
Exons: 2
Coding region: 370-1182 (270 amino acids)
Source: RefSeq, a predicted model, not a curated record